UGAAGAUGAGGAUGAAGAUGAAUCUGAUAAUGAUUUUGAAGAAGCCACUUAUGUCAAGGAAACAGAUUCUGACUGGCUUCAGAUGAGAAGCUCUGACUUCCUGGUUACUGUGACAGACAUUGAAAGACAAGAGAAGAUUAAUUUGUCAAUUUCAACAUCAGACUUGUCUACCUCUACAGAUGCUGAUGCUCAUCUCAGAGAUGUUGCUGAUGAUGCAGAAGAACUUGAAACUGGAGCUAAAUUCAGCAGUGGUGAUUCAGAAGACGAUGUGCUUGCUGAUGAUGUAGUUGAUGAUGGCAGUAAUGUUGAGGAAAGGGAAGACAUUGUGAAAUCUGAUCAGGAUACUUCUGAAGAUAAAGAAGUUACAGAGGAAAGUGAAGAUGUUGAGGAAGGGGUAGAUGUAUCCAAGUCAGAACAGGAUCAGUUGGAAGAGAUGAUGCUUGCACAAGGACAGGUGGCACAGGAAACCCUCAGUGAAGAUACUGAGACAGGAAUAAGUGAUAUUGACAAACAAGACAUCAAGUCAUUGAGAUACAUGUAUGAAAAGGAGUUUGAAGAAUUGAGAAGAUUUGAAUCAUUUGAUGACUUGGAACCAGGUAUUGAAAGCCAUUUUGAGAGUCUCCAGUCUCAGUUACCAUCUGAUGAACAUGGAUCUAUUGACGAAGAGGAAGUGACUGAAAUUCAAGAGAGUAUAGAAUCUCCAAAGCACAGAGUAAAUGAGCUUACAGAAUCUGAAAAUGACAUGGAUGAAAGCUACGAAAAUCUGAUUGAGACAUCAGGUGAAUCUUCAGUCGAAUAUCAGCACCGACCGCUUGAGCAAUUGGCUGCACUGACAACAUCAACUCCCACUAAAACAGAAACAAUAGACAAGCUAUCACAAGAGGCAGCUGAUGAGCUGGAAGAGUCAGUUGAGGACACAGAAAGCCAUGAAGGUCCACUUGAGACCUCAGGUGAAUCUUACUUGGAAGAGAAUCAGCACCGACAGCUUGAACAAGAUCUAAAAACAUCUACAGAAACAUUCACUUCUGAGACCGAUGAGUUUGAAGAUUCUGCAUCCAUGGCUGAACCAGAACAUAGGCAGUUAAUACAACCAGACAAUGGAGAUAUGUUCAGUGAGAGUUCUCUGUCAGCAGAGUCACAUGUGGUUAAGUCAGAAAAUAGAUUCUUUAAUGUUCCAACACUGGAAAACCUAGUUCAGAUGACAAUGUCCUCUUCAGGGGAAUAUAAUGAACUGAUAAGAGACCUUACUCUGUCAGAAACAGACACAUUCGACCCAUAUGAUGACAGUGGUACCAUACCAAAGGAGCCUGUUUCUGAAUGUCAAGACAAUCUUGCCGAAGACGAUCAGGGUGAGGAAGAAGACAUUGAUGAGACCAAAGCAGCUGAAGAUCUUGUGCAAGCUGUGAUUGCCAGUGCAGUUGUCAGUUUGCAGGAGGAAUCCAAGGUAACAGAUGUUACUGACAAACAAGUUGAAACUGAAAUUGACAGAAGAGAAGAGUUUGCAGAUGAAUUGUUCCCAGGAAAGCGACCAUCAGUUGAGCGGUCCACGCCUCAAACAGCUGCAGUUGAUGUGCAAGAUGAGAGUAGUAUUCAAGGGCUCAUAGAAAUGGAUUCUGUUGUAGAUGAAAGCACUGAAGGUGAAAGCAUUGCACCUUCAGGUGAUGUUCAAGUUGUACAAGAGGAACCAGCAGAAGAAGAUGUACACUGGAGUCGUAGAGAUAGUUCUGUAACUGAAGGACCAAGUUUUGACCAGUUGAAGGGUAUCCUCGCCAUGGUUGUUCCAGCUGCACCAGAAUACUAUGACCAGGAAGCAACAGCCACUCAUGUUAGUGGGGAAGAGAGCCAAGGAAUCGAGGAGCAACAGCUCGUGGGAGACAAUCAGAAAAUUGAUUAUUCACCUGAGUCAGAUAACCAAGCAGAAGGCUCUACUGAAAUUGCUGAAUCUGUUAAUGCAUAUGAUACCCAACUACCCAGUGAAGACAAAGUUGAACCAAUAUCCCAUACUUCAGAAAGUGAAGAGAACAUUGAAGGAGAACUAUUGACAAACAUGGAGUCAUUACGGUAUAUGUAUGAAAAAGAAUUCACAGAACUUAUGCAGUUUCCAGACAGUGAGGAAACAUCUGCCCAGACAAUAACUUCAGUUGAUCAUUACAGUGAGAGUGAACAAGAAGUCUCAACUACAGAACUAGAACCACCAGUUCAACCAGAACAACAGGACAGAGAAGAGGAAGUCGAUGAACCAUUUACUGAGGCUUUAGAUACGUAUGUGCAGGAUAAUAAUGCUGAACAACCGCAAGAAAGGUCUAUUGAUCAUAUGGAAGAAGUAAUUUCAACUACUGACAUUCCUGACAGUGAAGAACAAGAGGAAAAGGGUUUGUCCUUUGAGGGAUCGAAGGAAGACCUCCAACAUAAUACUGAUGGAGAGGGACUGCAUUAUGUGUUGUCUGAAGAUCACAGCGAGGUGGAGGAUGACUUUAAAGAAGACCAUGAGAGAUCUUCUAGCAUCAGUCAACCAGAAGAAGAUGUACCACCUCCAUGUGACAAUGCUGAAGACAAAGCUGGUAGAGAGUCUGAAAGACAAUUCGAGGAAUAUGAAGAAUCCGCUCAGCAACAGCGUGAAACAUCUGAUUCUGUUAUUGCAUCUGAACUUGAAAGAAGUGAUGACAUCACUCCAGAUGAAGACACAUCAGGGCCAUCAGAAGUUAAUGACUUGACUAUAGAUGAAACAGAAAAGCUUGCAGAGGAAAUAGUUCAAAUUGCAGUUCAGAGUGCAUUGUCUGAUUUGCAAGAGAUUGACCAGGCAGCAUCAACAGAAAACUCACUGUCCAAUGAAGAAGGUUCAUCAUUUAUUGAAGAUAAUAAUGCAGACCAGGAGGUGACUGAGGACACUGAAUAUCCAACUGAGGUAGUCACUACAUGUGACGAACAAAAAGAUGCUGAAACGGGGGCCGUCGAGAGUGAACCAGUUCAGACAGUUGAAGAUGAUUUACCAGGUAAUGAAACAGAAGAUGUGGAUGAGAUGGAGAAAGUAGCAGAAGAAAUUGUUCAGAGUGCCCUAGAGAGUGCACAGGCAGCUCUGACACACCCUGACCAAUUCAUACCAGUUAAUGAGGCAAGAACAGAGGAUGUGACUUUGCAAGAACAUGUUCAUCAUGAAGAUCAUCAUGUUGAACAGGCUGAUCAUGUGCCUGCAAUAGAACCAGAUGAAGUCAAGGAAGCAGAAGACAAAAACUCUGCAGAAAGGAGUUUUGACCAGCAGCAACAAACAGUGGUUAUUCCUACUGAUGAAGUGCUUCAAGAUUCACGUGAAAGGCCGGACAGUGAAUGUGACAGAUUUGAAGAAGACAUUCUGCCUGUGAAUGAAAACAGUGGUGAUAGCUCUGUGGGGUAUGAAGAAAGUUUGACAGAAGUACUUAAAACAGAAACUAAAGUAUUUAACGCUGAAACUUCCAGAAGUGAAGAACAAUUAAGCAGUUCAGACCCAGAGGAGUUUGGAGAUCAACAGGAGUCUUCAGAAAACAGACCACAGUUUUCAAGGCAGGAGUCAUUGUUAAUGCGAAGGAUCCGAAGUAUCGUAUCAGAAUCAGAUGAGGAGGAGUUUGAGGAGCCUGAACCAUCAACUGAUCGUACAGAGGAAUUCAUGCCAUCCAAAGAUAUAACUGCCAGUGCCUACAGGGGUCAACAAGACCAGGAUGCACCAUAUGGUUCGGAUGAAGAUUAUGAAGAGGAAAGGCUUGAAUAUGAAGACGCCUCUGUACAGGAUACCUACAUAUCAGAUCAAAGAGAAACAGAGGAUGUUUUCUGUGAAGAAACUGAAGACAGAGAAACAGAUUCUCGUCAAGGAUUCUCUGAUACGUCAGGAAGUAUCACUUCAGAAUCGACCACGUUAGUACCAGAUGAAUGUGACAGCCACCAGAUGACUGAGCAGUUAGAUGUUAUACAAGAAAAAGCUUCAGAUCCAGAGGAUCGUGUUGAUGAAGACACCAUUGACAAAGAUGAGGACCAAGCUCAGGAAGAGGAUGUCACUCUCACAACUGAUGACUCGUCUGAUCAGGUGACAUUCACAGAAGCAGAAGAAUCAGCAGAACUUGAUGAGACUGAUGAGAAAUCUGAUGAUGUUGAUAUGCCAGAACCAGUAUGCACUGAUCCACCAACCAGUCAGCUUGAGGUGACACAAGCGACAGAAGACAGAGCACCAGAGAUGGAUGAAGGAAGAUCUGUAAGGGAGAGUUCAAUAGACCAUACUGAAAGGUUUCUCUAUGCCGUAGAAGAGCGAGAAACUGAGCUUGUACAACCUCCUGAGGAUAUGGUACCUGUGGAUGAUGUCGAUGAAUCCAUCUCCAAGGAAGUGACAAACAUUACAGAGGAACUUGUUAAAAUGACGGAUGAUGAAACCAGUGACAGACAUGGCACACAUCACUUUGUCCUGAACCCAGAAGCAGAUGAAUUUAUCCCUCAGUCAGAUGAAUGGAAACUACAACAUAUCCAGGACACAACAUCCGUCUCUAUGAUUAGUGAAUCAAGACUGGAAACAGACUACAGACAUCGACCAAUGGAAAGUGCUGACAGUGAGUUAACAUUAGACCAGUUAACAGAGAAGAUUGCAUCAUUCUGUUUUGAUGAACAAGCUGAACAUAAAUAUACUUCAUGUCAGCAGUCACUGCCGGAUACAGGAUUUGAGCACCGUAUGAUUAAUGAAGAGGCCACAUCACUUGUCAAAGAAGAGAUACUUAAACAAGAGGACAGAGCACUUGAUGAUCAAAAAACUAUACUUGAAGGAGAAACAGACAGAGUUCAGGUCACAGAGGAGAGAUCACCUGGAGAAGAGUUCACUUAUGGUGAAGAAAGGACAGCACUGAAAGAGGAUGAGAUAGUAAAUGAUAAAGAAGACACAGUACUUGGUGAAGAAGAGACAACACUUGAUACAGAAGAGACCAUACUUGAAGAAGGGCCAGCACUUCAAGGAGAAGAGACAAAACUUGAUAAAGAAGAGACUAUUCUUGAAAGAGAAGGGACAAGACUUGGUGAGGAAGAGCCACAUGUCAAAGAAGAGACCAUGCCUGAAGGAGAGACAGCACUGGAAGGAGAAGCAAUACUUGAUGAAGAACUUACAGUACCUGUACAAGAGAUAGCUCCUGCUGAAGUAGACAAAGACGAGAUAACAAAAGAUGAAGAUGAGAUAAAGAUUGACAUAAAGACAUCAGUUGAAGAAGAGACUGACCAGGAUGAGAACAGAUCAUACUUAAAGAAGACACGAUACUUGACAAGGAUGAGACAGCACCUGAUGAAAAAAAUGACAGACCUUGACUCAGUGCCGGUACUUGAAGGAGAGGCAGUACUUGAGGAAAAAGAGACAGUGCUUGAAAAAGGAGAAGCAAUACCUGAUGAAGAAGAGGCGGACCUUGAGGGAGAAAAGCCAGAUGUCAUUGAGGAAGAAACUAUUCUUGACAAGGAAGAGAUUACACUUGACAAAGAACAGGCUGACCUGGGUAAAGAACAGCCAAUACUUGAGGAAGAGACUGGAGUGAAGAUGGGUGAGGUAGCUCUUGAUGAAGAUGAGGCAAUUCAUACCGAGGAAAAGACAGCUCUUUGGGAACGAGGGACAACACUUGGCCAAGAAGACACACAUCUUGCAUUAGAAGGGAGCAUACUUGAGGGAGCGACAGCACCUGAUGGAGAGGCAGUACUUGACAAAGAACAGACAUCACCUGGACUAGAGAUGGCUCUUGCUGAAGAGGAAACAAGUCUUGAAUAUGAAGAGAUGGCAUUUAAUGAAGACCAGAAAACAUGUGAUGAAAUAAAGUCAUCACUUAGUGAAGCGGAGACUGACCAAGAUGAAGAACAGAUCAUACCUGAAGAAGAGAUGAUACUUGCCAAGGAUGAGAAAAUGACAGACCUGGACUCAGUGACUGUACUUGAGGAAAAAGAAACAGUGCUUGAAAAAGGAGAGACAACAAUUGAUGAAGAAGAGAAAGACCUUGAGGGAGAAAAGCCAGAAAUCAUUCAGGAAGAAACUAUUCUUGACAAGGAAGUGAUGACACUUGACAAAGAACACACUGACCUGGAUGAAGAACAGCCAAUACUUGAGGAAGAGGCUGAAGUGAAGAAGGGUGAGGUAGCUUUUAAUGAAGAUGAGACAGUACUUGACAAAAGGACUGUACUUGAAGGAGAGAUGGUAUUUGACAAAGACGAGACACUUGGUAAAGAGGAGACAGCAGAAGAAAUGAAUCUUGAUGAAGAAGAGGAAUUUGAAGAUGCAUCUGAGAAUGAGGAGACACCAAUAGAAACAGCACCUGAUCAAGAAGAAACACACCCAGGAGAAGUGCUUGAUGAUAAAGGACAGAUACUCGGCGAGCCACUGGCUGAUGAGGAAGUAACAGCCAGAUAUGAACCAGUCAACAAAGAUGAAAUGUUGACAGUGGAAGCACUUGCUAAAGAACUGACAGAAGAGAUGGUUCUUGAAAAAGAAGAAACACACAUACAGGCAGCACUUAAAGAUGAUGACAUGCCCAAAGAAGAAGCAUUAGAUCAAGACGUGUGUGCCAGAAGCAUUCCACUUGAUGCAGAGGGCUCAUCUGGAGUGUUAUCAGUAGAUGGUGAAGAGGAAAUGCCAAGAGGGGAAUCACUUGCCACAAAAGAGAGAUCCAGAGAUGUUGUCCUUGAUAAGGAUGAAACACUCAGAGAGGAUGCAAUUGAGGAAGAAGGAACACCCAGAUUGGAGUCAUUUGAAGACACAGAAAUACCCAAAGAGGAUGAAGCAGGAUCGUCAAGAAAUGAAACACUUCUUGAAGAACAGUCGCCCAGAAAGUCAUCCAAAGAGAGCUCACCAAAAGAGGAAGAAACAAACACCAACAUGCAACUUUAUGAGGAACAAGCAUCAAGAGCUGAGACAGUGGUCAAUGAAGAGUCACCAAUAGAGUUUGCACUUGCUUCACAGAAGCCUGAUGAUGCAGACAAAUCAGAUUUCGCUGAUGAUGAAACUGCAGACAUUGAUUCCGACAUUGUUCAGUCAGAAAAGGAGUCAGAAACACAAGCAAAAGAUGCUAAGCCAGAGCCUGAAUUGUUAGAACAUUUUGAAGAAUUUGCAGAAAACUACAUUGCAAUGUCAUCAAGCAUAUACACGGAUGAAGAAUCAAAAGCAGCUGAUGAGUCAUCAGAACUGGAAUCCAGUGAUCCACAAGCAGAAGAAAGUGGAGGGACUGAUAGACAGAAAACGUUAGAAGUUGAUGACGAAACACUGUUAAUCACAAACGACACUGAACCAACUGUUUUCGACAGAGUAGCUGAAACUGAUGACACUUCAACACUAACUGAUACUCUUGAGAAAAGUGAAACAGAUGCAACUCAGACGGGGGGUGCUUCAACAGAUAAGGAAGUCUCUGAAACAGAAUUAACAGAAACAGAUGAAAGUGGAUGUGGUGACAUGAAUCUCCUAGAUUCUAUGCAGACAGGUGAUAUCAAAGAAAUCAUAAUGGAACUGGAAAAGUUGAAACCAUCAGAUUCUGAUUUGGAGAAACUUGUGCAAGAAGUAACACAAGAGGAAGAUAUUGACAUUUGCCCAGACUAUCUUGCUGUUGAAGGGAUGGUAACUAAAUCAAUGUGUGAGUCUUCCCUUACUUCACAAGAAACCAGCCCAGACCGGGAGAGUGAUUCUUCUAAUGCCCUCUCGUUUGAUAUUGACACAACUACUCUUGUUCCAUCUUCAGCAGAAGAAGACAAGUUCAUGUUAUCAGGCAAUGAAGACACAUCUGCAUCACUCUGUCUGUCCACUCAGGAAACAUUGGACUUUGAAAAUGCAAAAGUUGAUGCCUCAGCGAUGGUGUUUGAAAAGGUGCAACAAGCCAAGAUCAAGCGAAUCGAAUCUCAAGAAAUUUAUGAAUUUGAUGAAGUAUCUACUGUGGCAAUUUGUGGUGAUGGACAGGCUGCAUUGGAUUCAUUGAAAGAUGAAAGUAAAUCCUUGUCUGAAGUGUCUUGUGAAGAUGAGAAAGAAACAAGCGGUGAAUGUACCGGAGAAAGCCAGUAUGACACACAAUGUGUUGAAGACAUGCAGUCAAAUCAGACAGACUUUGAGAAAGUGGUGUAUGAUCUGCCAGUUGUAAGUGAUAAUGGACAAGCAGCUGCUAUGAACCUGGAAGGGUCACCAGGAACUCCAUCAUCUGACGGACUACCGGAAGACCUAAAAACAGCAGCGAAUUUGUUGGUGACACCACCAGAGAACACUGUUCUAUCAGACUCAUACUUAGACCAAAGUGCUAAAUCCAUGAACAAGGAAUCAGUAGGAGCUGAUGCCUUUGGGGACGUGAUUGAAAGGGAUGAUGAGGAAGAACACUUCUACAGACCUGAAGAGGUUGAACUUAAGAUGGACAGUCUUGGAAUCCUGACACCACCUGAAUCUGCACAUACUGAAUCCGGCUCUGAUUCACUAGAUGCAGAGUAUGAAAUGGUGCAAGUAGAUGACACAGAUGAUGAUGUGAAAGCAGAUAAUCACUUUGAUGCAGAAGAUGACUGGGUUAUCGCAGAAGCUGAAAAGAAGAAGUUUGAAAACCUGGAACCAAAACUUGAGGAGAGCAUGGAUAUUGUUCCUACAGAGGUGCAACCUAAAGAACAUGAAGCUGCUGGUGGCACUACGGACGAGAGCAGGAGAACUAGAAUCCCUUCACUUUACCAACGAACAAUGUCAGCUGCUCUGUCUGGAGCUACUGAAGAAAUGGACUGGCAACUGGACACAACAUCUAUUGUCACUGAUGAAGAUGAUGACCUCUUUGUUGAAGGUGACACCGGUGUAAACACUGAGGCCAGCUCAAAGGAAAAAAGACCUCGUAUUCCAUCACUUUACAACAGGCAGAUGUCUGCAGCUUUGUCAGGUGUAACGGAAAUUCCUGACUGGCAAUCUGAAGUAUUUACUGAAAUGAUCAGAGGUCAAGAGAAUGAUGAUGAUGUAACGCUUGUUGAUGAUGACAAGACCAUGAAAACUGAUGAUGAAUCAACAUCUUCUGCUGCUAUUUCGGUGAGAAAUCCAUUUGGUGCUCUUGCCAGUGAUACUACUGACACAACUUCAGAAAGUGAAUCAAUUGCAGGAAAAAUCUACACAUAUAAAGCACUUCAAGAAAGAACAGAACUUGAAAGGGAUGUGUUGCAGAGAAAGCUUACAGUAGACAGUGAACCAACAAUAUCCACAGGGGUUGACGAAGAGACAAAGCAAGAAACAAAGAAGAAGAAGAAACUUAAGAAAUCAUCACCUGUACAGUAUGACGAGUCAGAACAAGCAUGGGCCACAAAACCUGAAAUAAGUGAACAAAAACCCACAGAACCUCAGCAGCCGGUGGAAACACCAGAUACAGUAAAUGAAGCCAAGAAAAGAAAAAGAAGAAGAAGAAGAAGUCUGUGGAAGAGAUCCCAAAAGAGAUUCCUCAAGAGAACACAGAAGAAACAGCAGCCAUACAAAUCCCAUCACUACUCACUGCUCCUGAUGUAGAACCAGCAGAUGGACAGGGCAAGAAGAAGAAGAAAAAGAAGAAGAGAUCGUCGUCAACUCACUCAUCACGAUCAGAGACCGUUGCUGAUGACACUACGCAAGAUCCGCUCCAGGUCUCUGGUGAUUGGAGCGAGAUUGCUGUCAUGACAGAAAUGUCCACACAGGCUACACCUGUUACCGGUCCCUCUUGGGCCAUGGCAAGUGUUCUGGACACAUCAAUACAGGAUACAGCGCUCAUUGGCAAUGAAAGACAAUCUCGACCAAGGCCAGAUAGUCUUCAGCCAAGUGCUGCUCUCAAUGUACCAGUCAUUGAAGUGCAUCCAGUCGAAGAGACAUCACCAAAACCAAAGAAGACAAAGCGUAGAUCUAAAUCCACAGCUUCACGGUCCAGAGAACGAGCAACAACUUCAGCACCAGAUGCUUCAUUCCCAGCCAUAUCUCUCCUCUCACCAACUAGCGCAAGUGAGACAGAGGCAGCUAGCAAUAACCAGCAGAAGAAGAAGAAGAGAAAGAGGUCCAGAUCAAGAUCUACUCAACCCAGGUCUCGUUCAGCCCAGCCACGUGAACGUUCUGUUACACCUUUCCUGGUCACCGAUGAUGACUCUGAUGAUGAAAGUGGAGCUCAUGGGAGAUCAGCAAAUAGAAAUCAGAAGAAGGCCUCCAGCAUGCCACCCAGUCUUGCGAAUAUCAGCGGAUCCCGAAGGCGAAGAAGCAGAAGGAAGAACAUUGUGGUUGUGCAUCAGCCGAAGAACUUCUAAGAUGGUCACUUGUAAUACGACCAACUUUAUGACAAUAAUAAUAUUUUGAUACAAACAUAGGGAAUUGUGACAUCUGUAAUCGUGAUAUAUACUGAACUUGAUCUGAAUUUUCACAAUGUAUGACAUCUGAUGAUAACUUUACUGAAAGUUUCCAGGUCAAUGGAGACCGUCAAACCGGGUUGACUUAUUGCCAGCUACUGUAACAGUAUUGAUGGCAUCAUUCACAAUUGCUUCUUGUCCUACUGAAACGACAUAUAUAUUGCAUCUAAUGCUGCUUCCACUGUUGAUAUGUCCAUUGGGAAAUUCAAUAUUCUAGUCACUGACUUUUCAUCUACUGGUGCACGAGCAUAUUUAUUUAUCAGUUGAAUAUGGAACGAAUCUGGUGGUGGGGGAAUACUGACUAUAAGUGAUUGUUUGGACGUCUAGUUAGGUUGGGGCUUAAUGUCUCAGAAGUAUUGCUCAAAUCUCUUUGGCAUCAUAUUGUACUGUUUUUGUCAUUCUCUCACUUUAAAGGCACACAAACCAAUGAGAUUGGAGACUGACCAUCUUGAUGCUGUAUUCUAACUGAGUGGUCAGUCUGGCGUUUGGACGUUAUGUGUUCGUGCUUGUCUUGCCUGUUUGGUAUGACAGGCACUGUGCCUUUAAAGGAUAGAUCCGUAGUUGUAUAAUAACAAGUGUUUAGGGACAGGCUGUAGAAGGUUUAGAUGUACAUGUAUGUUUGUCAACAAGAGAUUAUUCACGUUAUCCGUAACUUGACGUCCAAACAACAGUAUUCAACUAUUGAUGAUAUCGAUAUCACAGGAUUUGACAUGAGAAAGACAAAAGGCAGGGAGAUGAUUGAUCACCAAUUUGAUUGAUCGCCAAUGAAAAACCCCAAUAAUGACUGACUUGAAACCAUGGGAAAAAUUAUGACUUGUAAAUCAGGUAAUGUGAUUCUUUGGUUGAUGGACAUAAUCACAAACCUGUAACUAUCAUUGAUUUUUUGCGUGACUUUUGUGGGAGUGUAUAAUACACCAACUGAUCCACUGAUUUAAGUAUUCCGGUUCACAUAUCGAAUGGCAUGUCAAAUCUUCUUCAUAUGUGUAUGUGCAGGAAAUGUCAACAUUCGUCUAUUGUAAACUAACAAGGUAUAGUUGUGAAUAUGGCUGUACAUUUUGAAGGAGAUAUUUGUAUGCUGUGGGAAUUAUUUCAGAGUAUGCUUUUUUAUAUUUUUGAUACUUGUCAUUUAUGUUCAUAUUGUGGUAGUUGACAUUUUCUGUGAAAUACACAUUUGUUGAAGGGUGAUAUAGGUUCUCAGUGACAUAAAUGCAUGUGUAAUUUAUGUGUAAAUACAUCAAAAUGCAAACCUUGCACUUUGUUCCAUUCCGGUUGAGAAUUUAAUUAAAUGCAUUUAUGUUAUUUAGAGCUGAACUGAAUUAUGGUUGUAAACAUUCAACCACUGAUUGACACACUGAUACUGAAAUCGACAUGUGUUAUACCUGUCAUUGACAUGUAUGUUACCUGGUUGCCAUGGUGAUGGGUAGGUGACCACCAGAAACAAACAUGUUCUUAUUCAAAGCAUAAGCAUGUCACUCUCCAUAAAACUUGAGUGGAAAUUGUCGACUGAAACUCUCAACUGUGAUGACAAUCCUUAAUUAUGUCAAGCAUUUAGUCGGUUUAUGAUUUAGUUGGCGUAGAGCCAAAGACAUUGAGUAUUCAGUUGAUGUAGAUGUCAAAGGAAUAUCUACCAUCACCCCUUUGUAAUGUCAGUGGACCCUUCCAAGACAUUGAAGGGCUGAACCAUUUGGUUACUUAGGGGUGAUAGAGUAUUACUACGAAGUGUGUGAUUCCAUAUUAAUUUCCAGUUGUGUUAUAUUACAGUGAAUAUGUUCGACUAUACAUUGUGAUAUUUCUGCAAGAAUGUAUAGUGAAUAAAAGUGUAAGCAUUUUA
Molecule: messenger RNA, 12163 nt
Organism: Haliotis rubra (blacklip abalone)
Lineage: Eukaryota; Metazoa; Mollusca; Gastropoda; Lepetellida; Haliotidae
Product: titin-like
Source: RefSeq, a predicted model, not a curated record